AUAAGCAGAAAAACUUUAAAAUUAAAAGCUCUUAAAAUGAACACAGAUUUGUACUGCAUAAUGCUUUUUUCUCUCAGUCUUAGUCAUGACAUUAUUCACAGCUUUGCCUUGUUAUCAAGCAAAUUUGUUUGUUUUUCAGUGAUUUUACUCGUUAUUACCUGUAAUUUAACCAAACAGGGAGAAUAUGUAAAAGAAAAGUAAAGUAUUCAGAAAAUUACAGUUAUAAAUAUAAAAAAAUAUCUAAAUUCUUACAGUGUUACCAAGAACAUGCAUACAUAACUACACACAAAAAUGCAAUACUUUAUAUUAACUUUUACCACAUUUAGUACUGUAUACAUUUUAAAAUUAGAAGUGUUUUGUUUAUAGUAUUGUACAGCAAGUUUUUUGAGUUUAUACUAACCUUAAUGUUAAUGUUAAUCUGGUUACUAAGCUGCUUGUUUUGUUGUUGUUAUAUGUAAGCUACUGAAUAUUUGAAUUUCCCUCUGGAUUAAUAAAGUAUCUAUCUAUCUAUCUAUCUAUCUAUCUAUCUAUCUAUCUGUCUAUCUAUCUAUCUAUCUAUCUAUCUAUCUAUCAAAAUUAAGCACAUAAACACUGUUAAAAAUAGAUGUUGUGGUAGUUGUUAAAGGAGGAUCCUCUUUCCACAGUGCAGACCUCAUAAUCACCUCUUAUUCUCAGUGAUGGAACUAAUGCUCCACAUAGAGAACACUGCUCAGUAGAACAUGCAGUAACUUUUGGUUCAAACUGGUUUCCUCUGAAGUAUAGCUGAGGCAACAGCGCUCUCUACUGGGAAAAACAACAAAUCAACUCAUGCUUCUGAUCACUGGAUCUCCUGUAGCUCUGUGCUUUAUGUUCAAUUCUGUCCUACUGUUGCUUUUUUUUUUAAACUAUGUGCCUAAACAUAACCGCCUGGAAUACCUGUAAUCCAAACAGAUGAAAGCUUUCUGUGUCCCAUCAGUUAGUUUCAAUAUGAAAUGAGAAAUACCUCCACACAUAAUCCUCACUUCACAACUUCUCGCUCGUGUUUCUUCCUCUGUUUUCUGAGUGCUAAGCCGCAGUCCCUGCAAAUGUAAAAAACCCCUCACUUUUAUUUAUUGUUCUUAAAUUGCACUUUGGUCCGUGUUGGGGACUGAGAGUGGGGACAAAGUGCACAGGACGCAUGUAAGGAGGAGGGGGUGAAGAGGAGGAAGGUUAAAAAAAAGAAAAUUGACCUUUGAAAGCAAAACAGCAGGUGGAGAGCUAAAAAUCAGGCAGCUCGGGACACAACGGGAGACAAUUCAAACGAGGAAAAUGAAAGGAAACUUUCUGUAGAGCUGAAGAGGGACUGCAGAUAUGAGAAUGAGGCCCGGCUGUGUGGCUGCUAUUUGACUGAGGCAACGCACAUGAGAGCAGUGUUGGUUUGUGAGGCAGCGGUGAGGAAGAGCAGAAGACUAAUGGAGGGAGAGGAGAGGGCCGGGGCAGCCAAGGGGAGGCCGAGCCGUCUGACUGCCCUCCAGGAGCAGCUGAUCUGGGCCCUGCUGGAGUCUGGACUGACCCGGGACGUCCUGGUCCAAGCCAUGGGGGAGCUGGAGCGAAACAGGGCCAGUGCCGGUGCUGAGAAGGCAGACAGAGGGGAUGGAGAGAGCUCAGAGGAGGGAGAAAUGGACUUCCCACCGCCUAUAUUCCGAGACCUGGAUAAGCUUCCUCCAGAAGAAGCGUCCAAACUGAGGGCUGAAGUCGACCAGUUGCUGCAGGAGGACCCCUGGCAUGUUGCAAAAAUGGUGAAAAGCUACAUGCAGCAGCAUAACCUACCUCAGAGGGAGGUAGUGGAGUCAACAGGGCUCAACCAGUCCCACCUCUCACAGCACCUCAACAAAGGCACACCCAUGAAGAACCAGAAGAGAGCUGCUCUGUACAGCUGGUACGUCAAGAAGCGGUGCGAGAUCAGCCAGCAAUUUACCAACGCCAAACAUGGCCUCGCGACUGUGGAGGAGCAGGGAGAGGAGACCAAGAAAGGCCGGAGGAACCGGUUCAAGUGGGGUCCAGCAUCCCUGCAGAUCCUCUUCCACGCCUACGAACGACAGAAGAACCCCAGCAAGGAGGAGAGAGAGGGCCUGGUGGAAGAGUGUAACAGAGCUGAGUGUCUCCAGAGGGGCGUGUCUCCCUCCCAGCUUGCUGGUCUGGGCUCCAACCUGGUUACUGAAGUCCGAGUUUAUAACUGGUUCGCCAACCGCCGUAAAGAGGAGGCCUUCCGUCACAAACUGGCCCUCGACACACCCUUCACCAACCAACCUGCCUCCUCCUCUAAUCCCACCCUUCCGCCCAGUCCUGAGCACGGUGUGAAAUACAGCCAGCAGAUCUCCUGUGACACAGGGAGCUCAGCCAGAGGCAGCGGAGGGGAGAGAGUGGGACGACUGGUGGCCAGUCCUGUCCAGCUGGAGCCCAGCCACACACUCCUGGAGGGCCACAACCUCAAACCAGUGUCCAGCGGCGGCCCACUACCCCCAGUAAGCACUCUGACCUCUCUGCACAGUCUGUCGGCCUCCUCUGCUUCCUCUCAGAGCCUCAUCAUGGCCUCGGUGCCCGGCGUCAUGAGUCUUGGGGAGUCCUCUCUUCUCAUUGGUUUAGCCUCCACACAGCCGCAGACGGUGCCCGUCAUAAACAACAUGGGCGGCGGUUUCACAACUCUCCAGCCAAUCUCAUUCCAGCAGCAGCUUCACGGCUCCCCCCAGCAGCCAAUAUCACAGCAUCUUCAGAGCCACAUGGCUGCCAGUCCCUUCAUGGCCACCAUGGCACAGCUGCCGUGUCACAUGUACAAGUCGGAGUCGCCCCAGUACCAUUCAUCCAGCCUGCUGUCUCAGACCAUGGUCAUCACCGACAGCAGCAGCCUCGGCACUCUGACCAGCCUGGCUGCUGUCAGACAGAUUCUGACAGCAGAUCCUGAGGAACAGUCAGACCCGCCUUUACAGGAGGAUUCUCUCCACCUGCAGCCGCACACACCUGUACCAGCUUCUUCUGAGAGCCUGGAGCUGUAUCCUGCCUCUCAGUCUACAGAAAGUCAUCCGUCUCACCUCCUCUCACCUUCACCUCCAGACAUCAGCUCCUACAUUCCUACACAAAUGGUGUCAACGGCGCAGUAAAGUACCCUGUCCAUGUCCUCGCCGUGUCUGGGAUGGACAGCUACCUCUGGUGCAAAUUUUCUGAAAACAACCUGGAAUCAAGGCCCAAAGGACGACUCAGCUUUGAAGCAUCAAAGACUGUCAGACUCCCUCUUCAUGCAGCAGAGAAUCAACUGAAAAUCAACACCAAUAUGUAUUUUUUUAUUAAAAUGUUUUGUAGUAUUAAAAAAAUGUAAAUUGAAUUGAAA
Acanthochromis polyacanthus (spiny chromis) is the source of this 3343-nucleotide messenger RNA. It is a transcript of the gene hnf1a, whose product is annotated as HNF1 homeobox a. The record is from RefSeq and is a predicted model, not a curated record. NCBI's taxonomy places the organism in Eukaryota, Metazoa, Chordata, Actinopteri, Pomacentridae. Gene Ontology annotation, cellular component: nucleus. The transcript has 10 exons. Bases 1380 to 3116 code for a protein of 578 amino acids. Gene Ontology annotation, biological process: positive regulation of DNA-templated transcription; liver development; insulin secretion. Gene Ontology annotation, molecular function: DNA-binding transcription factor activity, RNA polymerase II-specific; RNA polymerase II cis-regulatory region sequence-specific DNA binding.